Quercus lobata is the source of this 2424-nucleotide messenger RNA. Its product is annotated as Putative endonuclease or glycosyl hydrolase. Bases 180 to 1778 code for a protein of 532 amino acids. Gene Ontology annotation, cellular component: peroxisome. Gene Ontology annotation, biological process: regulation of gene expression. The transcript is spliced from 2 exons. Lineage: Eukaryota; Viridiplantae; Streptophyta; Magnoliopsida; Fagales; Fagaceae. The record is from RefSeq and is a predicted model, not a curated record. Gene Ontology annotation, molecular function: RNA nuclease activity.
CUAUUGUUUCUCAGCCAUCUCUCUCUCUCUCUCUCUCUCUCUCGCACUAUUUUAUUUAUUUUUGUUGUUUAGAUCUCUCUUUUGAUUAUAGAUCGCUUAGGCUUUUGAUUGUUCUUCAGGAUCUAAGUGCUUUUGUUUCUGAGGACUGUAAGGAACCUUUGAUUUUAUUUUAUAGGUCAAUGAUGGCUAAUCUGAAUGCAUCAACAUCAAUAGCGUCUUCAGAAUCCUCUGAACAAAAGGCCACACAUAUGGCGGAUUCAAACAUGAGCAUGCUUCCACCUUCUUUAAGCCAUCAAAGUCGAAGUGCCUCAGAUGGUCCUGUCGCUAUCCUGUGGGACAUUGAGAAUUGCCCUGUUCCAAGUGAUGUCCGCCCUGAAGAUGUAGGUGGUAAUAUUAGAAUGGCUUUGCGGGUUCACCCUGUAAUUAAAGGAGCUGUUAUGAUGUUUUCUGCCUAUGGAGAUUUUAAUGCCUUUCCCAGGAGACUCAGAGAGGGCUGUCAGAGAACUGGUGUCAAACUAAUAGAUGUUCCAAAUGGGAGAAAGGAUGCUGCUGACAAGGCUAUCUUGGUUGACAUGUUUCUCUUUGCCCUUGACAACCCUCCACCUUCUUCCAUCAUGUUAAUCUCUGGUGAUGUAGAUUUCGCUCCUGCACUUCACAUACUUGGCCAACGUGGAUAUACCGUGAUCCUUGUUAUCCCUUCUGGGGUUGGCGUUUCAUCUGCCCUCUGUAAUGCUGGUAAGUUUGUUUGGGACUGGCCUAGUGUGGCUCGUGGAGAAGGCUUUGUACCCCCAACAAAGUAUUUAAUGCCCCCUCGUGGAGCAGUAGCUGACAUUGCUGGGUCUCUUAUGGGAUGCCAAAUCAAUGAGAACCCCGAAGGCCAAAAUGAAGAAGAAGCAAUCGUAUAUAGGGGGUUCUCACAAAACUAUUACAAUUCAAGGGAUCUAUCAAUAGUGUCACAAUCUUUAACUGAAUACAACAGUAAUUCUUCAAUGUUGCCAUUUUAUCCUACAACUUUGAGGUCACUGAGUCUUCCUUCUGGUUUGAAUGAAGUUUCAGGAGGUGUUGUUUCUUCCGGUGAUCAGAUAGAAUCUACUUUGUGGGUACAGCCUGGAGACCUAAAUGGUCUGAAGGGCCAGUUGGUAAAAAUGCUGGAACUUUCAGGGGGAUGCCUGCCUCUGAUCCGAGUUCCAGCCGAGUACCAGAAGUUUUUUGGGCGGCCUCUUUAUGUAGCAGAGUAUGGGGCAUUCAAGCUUGUAAAUCUUUUCAAGAAGAUGAGUGACUCACUUUUUGUAGAGGGGAAAGGCCAUAAGAAGUUUGUAUAUCUACGAAAUUGGAAGGCAGGCCCUAGUGCACCUCCUUUGAUUUUGACUAGGAAGGAUAAGAAAGGAAAAGGGACCCAGGAAGAGAGUAUGGAUAUUGUUACAGGUGGUGGCUCUUCAGAUGAGUUCUCAGAUGAAGAGAGAGUGGUCAUAGAAGAAAAUGAUGUGAGCAGGAGCCAAGGAAAUACUAAUCAGGGAACAGCAGCUCGUCAAGAAAUUGAUGAUCAUGGUCUUGAGCAGUUCAAGCAUGAGUUGCAAGAGAUUCUAGUCAGCUAUUCUUGUCGGAUUUUUCUAGGUUGCUUUGAGGCUAUAUAUGAACAACGGUACAAGAAACCACUGGAAUAUCAGAGAUUUGGUGUGGAUCGGCUAGAGUGUCUGCUGGAGAAAUUGGGAGAUGUGGUGGUUUUGCAUGAAGAACCCUUAACCAAGAGGAAGUUCUUGGCUGCAGUUGGUGGCUAAAAAAUAAAGCAGCUGAGAUUGUUGUUACCACUUUAUUUUCUUAAUAUAUAGAGGGGAAGUCUUUUGGUCUCUUUUGCUUUUGGUUGAUAUCAUUUUGGUCCCCCAGUAUCAAAAGUUGUGAUUUAGAACUUCAACUUUAAAAUCGAUUGAAUGUUGCCCUUCCAAUAAAAUCUGUUAAAAGUGAGCAGUUAAAUAUCCCAAAACUACAUGGAUUUUGACCAGAAAGAAAAGAAAAACGAUGUCAUUUUGGGACAAUUAACAUCUCAUCGAUGGAUCUUAACAGAGGGGUCAUAUUGACAACGGUUUUAAAGUUGAAGGUUUAAAUUGUAACUCUUGAUAGAAAAAAAAGUUAAGAGAGAUCAAAAGGUAUUUUAAUCCAAAAAAGAUAGAAAAAAAAAAAAAAUGUAAUUGUUGUUUACUCUUUCGCUUCCCCAAAACUUUCUCAGUAGAUAAUAGGAAAGUCAAACUUAUCUCCUUUCAGUUCGUCCUGCAUGGAUUUGAAGUUUUUAGUAUUGCAAAUUUCCAUGUAAGACUUGUGCACCAUGACUGAUCUGCUGCUAAUGUAGAUCUGGAUGUAAAUUGACCUGCACCUUGUUUUUGUAUCUUAUUGUUGAAUUUCCAGUAUAAAUUUGAUUUUCAUUUCCAA